Messenger RNA from Prorocentrum cordatum, 165 nucleotides. NCBI's taxonomy places the organism in Eukaryota, Dinophyceae, Prorocentrales, Prorocentraceae. The record is from the annotation of a GenBank genome assembly.
AUGGCGCCCAAGGUCGACGUCCUCCAGGAGGCCAGCGGAGCGGCGGGGGCGCUGAAGAGCUCGCGCUCGUCCCACAGGGGGAGCGACUCCCGCCUGUCGGAGCGCAAGCUGAGUGAGUGGUGGAGGCGCUACGACCAGCAGGAGAAGGGGCACCUGACGUACGAG